Molecule: messenger RNA, 2871 nt
Organism: Mytilus trossulus (common blue mussel)
Lineage: Eukaryota; Metazoa; Mollusca; Bivalvia; Mytilida; Mytilidae
Product: zinc finger protein 227-like
Exons: 2
Coding region: 105-1640 (511 amino acids)
Source: RefSeq, a predicted model, not a curated record
CUUUAUUGUCUCCCUUUGAAUUUUAUUUUGAGAAGCACUGCAGUAAUUAAGAGCGUUUAUCAAAAGUUCACUAUUCUACCACAUUAAAUCAAAAGCGGAGAAAAAUGAACGCAUCAUCAGCUCCUUCUGUGAUUGUCUCCUGUGAUCAGACUUCCGAUCUAUUUAUGAAGGAACGCAUAGUUUGCUCUGGUGACAGAGGAAUUAGUUAUAUAUGUAAAGUGUGUGGUAAGGAGUUGAGUAGCAAUGCAGAUCUAGAGGAACAUGUGAUUACUCAUACUGGAAACCAAGUUUUAAAAUGUAAUUUCUGUAAAAAAGAAUUUCGUGCAUAUAAUGUGUUACAGAUGCAUUUAAAGACAUACGCUAGGUUUAAUAAUCAUAUCUGUGAUCCAGGUUUUCGAAAGGAUGAUGACUUAAGGAAACACUUGAAAAUUCACUCUGAAGAUAAACCUAAGGCUUUGAAAUGUGAUGUAUGUGAUAAAGGGUUUAGUAAGCUUAGUCAUCUACGGGUCCACAUGAGAACACAUACUGGUGAGAAACCUUAUAAGUGUGAUGUAUGUGGUAGAGGGUUUGCGUAUAAUGAUUACAUGCAAAAGCAUAUGAGAACACAUACUGGUGAAAAACCUUAUGUAUGUGAUGCAUGUGGGAAAAGUUAUAGCCAAAUUUGUAGUUUACAGAGCCACAUGAGAACGCAUACAUACAAUGAUAAAUCUUAUAAAUGUGAUGUAUGUGGUAAAGGGUUUUCUAACAGUUGGUACUUGAAGAGACACACAACAACACACACUAGUGAAAGACCUUUCAAAUGUGAUAUAUGUGGUAAUGGGUUUAGACAAAAUUUCGAGUUAACGAGACACAUGAGAAUACAUACUGGUCCCCAUGGUCACGAUGAUAGACAGUAUAAAUGUGAAAUAUGUAAGAAAGUGUUUAAGACGAAUCAGCACUUAACAACUCACAUGAGAACGCAUACUGGUGAUAAACCAUUUAUAUGUGAUGUAUGUGGGAGAGGGUUUAGUCAGAAAGUAACCUUACGGAGUCACAUGAAAACACACACAGCUGAUAAAUCUUAUAAAUGUGAUGUGUGUGGUAAAGGAUUUAUUCAGAACGGGGCAUUUCGAAAACACAUGAGAAUACAUUCUGGUGAUAAAACGUUUAAAUGUGAUGUAUGCGCGAAAGAGUUUAGUAAGUGUAAGGACUUGAAGUCUCACAUGAGUUUACACAAUGAUGAUAAACCUUUUAUAUGUGAGGUUUGUUGUAAAGGGUUUCACCAUAGAUUGACCUUACUGACACACAUGAUAACACACAACAACACUAAACCUUAUAAAUGUGAUGUAUGUAGUAAAUCAUUUCGUAGUUUUCAAUCCUUACAAAUACAUACGAGAAUACACACUGGUGAUAAACCUUAUCAAUGCGAUGUAUGUGGGAAAUCAUUUCGUAGUUUCCCUACCUUACAAAUGCACACUUUAAUACACACUGGUGAUAAACCUCAUAAAUGCGAUGUGUGUGGAAGAGGGUUUAGACAAAGUGGUCACUUACAAAAACACAUGAGAUUACAUACUGGUGAUAAACCUUUUAAAUGUGAUAUAUGUUAUAAAUGUUUUAGACAGAAUAUAAAUUUACAGACACACAUGAAAAAACACACGUGACAUUUGAUGCAUGUAGACUAGGGUUUAAUCAGAAUUCGACUCUCCAGGCCAGACACGCAUUGACAAUAAGCUACUGUAUAGUUUGAUAUGUGUAGUUAAUUUAGUCACGUACUUGUGAUAAUCUUUAACUUGUUUUACAAAUGUGAUAAAAGUGGUUCUUUAAUGGCAAUGCGUAGCUGUUGGAUUUUUUAAAAUUCCAUGUUUACACCAUGUGUACACAAUAAUGUUUCAGCUAUAGGCAUAUACGCAAUAUAUUGACACAUGUGUUCAUCACAUUUGUGAUCCUAUGCUCCAACAUGUAUCCGAUGGAUCAGAGGCGGAUCCUGGGGUUGGGGAGUUGGAGGGGAUUCCAGAGGUUUAAACCGAUCUUAUUUGACGAACAAAUUGUAUUGAAUUGUAAACAAGUUUGGCAGUUACAAAAUGUACCAUGGUUACAUUCACGAAGAUCUUAAAGACCUACAUGACUUUGUACAGUUACGUACAAAUUUAAAAGAAUGUUACUAUUUAAAAUAUAACAGAAAGAAAAAGUACUAAUAAAAAACGAAGAAACUAUCUUUGUUAUUUUGACUAUUUUUGUUAAAUUAUUAUUAUUUUUAAAGAUUAAAUAGUUGUACAGCAGUUGUACAGCCAUACAAAUAAGGACUCGGAUGAUCCGAUAUUUGUUUUUUAUGUUAACAUUUUUUUGAAUUAAAAUAAAAUAUAAUAUAUGGAAUAGGAUCCAAGUUACAGGAUACCAGAGCGGUACCCACGAAUGGAGUCACUUUAACCUUCGCUUAAAUUGGAUAUUGUACAGAGAUGAUACUUUGGUAAAGAUGUUUAAAUAUUUCUAAAGGAGGUUCAUUAAACUAUCAACUCUAAAUUUUAAUUGAUUCUGUUAGGUAUAGGAUGGAUUUUCGAUUUAACAAAAUGAUUCUAUAAUUUUGAUACUCAAAAAAGUAUUGUUGUCUUAAAUGCCGGUCAAUAAUUCUCCCAGAAACCAUGAACAGGGCUACUAGUACAUGUAGUAUGAGAAAGAAAUUGAAAUUUACAGUCUUAUAUAGAAAAUAAAAAAAUUGUCCCUAAAUUUGGAAGAAACUGUAUUAAGGUAAUAAAGGAAAUAAUUCGGACCCUGUUCCAUAUUUACUCGUAUUUGCUAUUUAAUGUUACCAUAGCUUCGUGUCAGUUUCUAUUAUAACACAUGUCACAAAUGUACAAUGUUUUGUUUCUUAUUCUGUUUUUUUAUAAGAUGAAU